Mesoplodon densirostris (Blainville's beaked whale) is the source of this 1614-nucleotide messenger RNA. It is a transcript of the gene BDNF, whose product is annotated as brain derived neurotrophic factor. The coding region runs from base 322 to 1068 and encodes 248 amino acids. NCBI's taxonomy places the organism in Eukaryota, Metazoa, Chordata, Mammalia, Artiodactyla, Ziphiidae. Gene Ontology annotation, molecular function: nerve growth factor receptor binding; growth factor activity. Gene Ontology annotation, biological process: cell surface receptor protein tyrosine kinase signaling pathway; neuron projection morphogenesis; positive regulation of collateral sprouting. The transcript is spliced from 2 exons. The record is from RefSeq and is a predicted model, not a curated record.
CUCGCGCAGCCGCUCCCCCAGGCGAGCUAGCAUGAAAUCUCCCUGCUGCCGAGAUCAAAUGGAGCUCUUCGCUCAGGGGGUGCGAGUAUUACCUCCGCCAUGCAAUUUCCACUAUCAAUAAUUUAACUUCUUUGCUGCAGAACAGAAGGAGUACAUACCGGGCACCAAAGACUCCCCCCUACCACUUCUUUUUAACCAAAGGGAACGUGAAAAAAAGAAUAGAGUCUGGGAGUUUCGGUGCCGAAGUCUUCCCCAGAGCAGCUGCCUUGAUGUUUACUUUGACAAGUAGUGACUAAUAAGUUCCACCAGGUGAGAAGAGUGAUGACCAUCCUUUUCCUUACUAUGGUUAUUUCAUACUUCAGUUGCAUGAAGGCUGCACCCAUGAAAGAAGCCAACAUCCGAGGACAAGGCAGCUUGGCCUACCCAGGUAUGCGGACCCAUGGGACUCUGGAGAGCGUGAAUGGGCCCAAGGCGGGUUCAAGAGGCCUGACGUCGUCGUUGGCUGACACUGUUGAACACGUGAUCGAAGAGCUCUUGGACGAGGACCAGAAAGUUCGGCCCAGUGAGGAAAACAAUAAGGACGCGGACAUGUACACGUCCCGGGUGAUGCUCAGCAGUCAAGUGCCUUUGGAGCCUCCUCUCCUCUUCCUGCUCGAGGAAUACAAAAAUUACCUGGAUGCUGCGAACAUGUCCAUGAGGGUCCGGCGCCACUCGGACCCUGCCCGCCGCGGGGAGCUGAGCGUGUGCGACAGCAUCAGCGAGUGGGUGACGGCGGCAGAUAAAAAGACUGCAGUGGACAUGUCAGGCGGGACAGUCACGGUCCUCGAAAAAGUCCCCGUCUCGAAAGGCCAACUGAAGCAGUACUUCUACGAGACCAAGUGCAAUCCCAUGGGUUACACAAAGGAGGGCUGCAGGGGCAUAGACAAGAGGCAUUGGAACUCCCAGUGCCGAACUACCCAGUCGUACGUUCGGGCCCUCACCAUGGAUAGCAAAAAGCGCAUUGGCUGGCGGUUCAUACGGAUAGACACUUCCUGUGUAUGUACAUUGACCAUUAAGAGGGGAAGAUAGUGGCUUUAUGCUGUAUAGAUUAUAUUGAGACAAAAAUGAUCUAUUUGUAUAUAUACAUAACAGGGUAAAUUAUUCAGUUAAGAAAAAAAUAAUUUUAUGAACUGCAUGUAUAAAUGAAGUUUAUACAGUACAGUGGUUCUAUGAUCUAUUUAUUGGACAUUUCCAUGACCAGAAGGGAAACAGUCAUUUUUUGCGCACAACUUUAAAAAAGUCUGCAUUACAUUCCUCGAUAAUGUUGUGGUUUGUUGCCGUUGCCAAGAAUUGAAAAACGUUUAAAAAAAAAAAAGUUUAAAAAAUACUACUAAUAAAUUGCAUGCUGCUUUAAUUGUGAAUUGAUAACAAACUGUCCUCUUUCAGAAAACAAACAAAAAAAGAAAGAAAGAAAAAAAAAAGCCUAACAAAAAUUUGAACCAAAACAUUCCGUUUACAUUUUAGACAGUAAGUAUCUUCGUUCUUGUUAGUACUCUAUCUGUUUUACUGCUUUUAACUUCUGAUAGCGUUGGAAUUAAAACAAUGUCAAGGUGCUGUUGUCAUCGCUUUACUGGC